AUGCUGGAAGUGGACAGUUACCGCAGAACGUUCCACCCAACAGGGUACGACCCAAGGGCUUCUAUGCAGGAUAUGGCUGACCUCGGAGGCUUGCACGAACCCUUUCCAUACCACGCCCUCUCAGUCGUCAACAAGCCUGAGAAACACAACUCCUUGAUCCACUGGUCCCCUCCCCAUGCGACUACUGUUUCUCCUCCUCCGAGCAAUGGCGCCAAGUCGGACGAGGAGUUAGACGAAGACGAUGAUGACUGUCGUCCGUUCACACCGCCACCUCCUAGGGAACGCCUCAGCUAUACUCGCUACCAGCUGGAGAUGCUGAACGGUAUCUACAUCCGGGUCCGCUACCCUAACAGUACACAGAAACUGCUGAUCGCCAAAAGGGUUGGAAUUACCAGGGAGCAGGUCAAGAUUUGGUUCCAAAAUAGGCGACGGAAAGACGUCGUAGGCAAAAAGAAAGAUGGGUCUGAGUCUGAUUGUAGUAAGAGCGAUCACAGCGACACCAGAAGUGAUAACGGCGACAGCAGGAGUGAUCAUGGCGAGAGUAAGGGCGAUAACUGUGACAGUGAUUCGGGUGUGAGCGAGGAAAACGGGGCACUUAUGGUACCGGAAGUGGUUAUGAAAAGUGUAAUUGCAGAAUUACACAAGUUCGAAAAGGAACCAAUUAAGUCAAAGAAACUGAAAAAGAAAAUGAAAGCAUCUAAAAAGAAAGCGAAGAAAGCCGUCACAACACAGCAAUUUCAGAGCAUGUUGUUAGGAAGUGGGUACGACAUGCUCUCACCACCAAAUCAAGUGAUUGCACCAGCUCCUCCUAAAGUAUCGGGAGCAACAAAAUUCAACCACUCCAAAGACAUGUCAGCAUUCGAUGCUCCUAAGGAGGGAAUGAGACCAGUUAAUUAUAUGGAAGGUUACGGAAAUCCCCUAGCUAACUCGAUUUUAUCGUCUGUGCCGAUGCGGAAUUUACCAGCAGGACAGUCCAAUAUGAACACUUCACUUGGUUGUGACAUGCCUGUUUUGUCUGAUUUGUUGAACUACACUAAGACGGCAGGUGCGGAUACACCCAGUUCACGUCCACAGGAACCUUUACAACGAGUAAGCGAGCCGUCCAUGAUGCAUCAAACCUCCCCAAACAGUGGUUAUUACCCAAGUGUCAGAAAUGGUCACGUGGAUAAUCUUGGCCAAGCGUCCAUGCCGAUAUCAUCCGCAGUGCUCAGUCGGGUAUAUCCUUUCCCGUUUAUUGCUGAACAUCCCAUGCUUUUUUCAUCGUUACGUCACAACAUGGAGCCUCCAUGCCGUCCCCAGCCUCAGUACCCAGGCGGACACCAUUACACUGAGGAUUACUCUCUGUUCCAGCCAUACAACAUUACUUCACUGGCAAAUCCUUACUACUCACAAACAUCGCCUUACUCACAAGCAUCGCCCUGGUCCCAACACAACUCCAGUGCCGAAAGUAACGGUCCGUUCCAGCAGUUAUGA
Messenger RNA from Ylistrum balloti, 1473 nucleotides. RefSeq lists its product as uncharacterized. The transcript has 4 exons. The coding region runs from base 1 to 1473 and encodes 490 amino acids. Gene Ontology annotation, molecular function: RNA polymerase II cis-regulatory region sequence-specific DNA binding; DNA-binding transcription factor activity, RNA polymerase II-specific. Gene Ontology annotation, biological process: regulation of transcription by RNA polymerase II. The record is from RefSeq and is a predicted model, not a curated record. NCBI's taxonomy places the organism in Eukaryota, Metazoa, Mollusca, Bivalvia, Pectinida, Pectinidae.